AUGAUUACAGUGAAGAGAGUUGGCAGUGAAGAUGAUUACAGCAGCCUCCACCAAUGGUCCCUACAGAGUCAUCUUCUGCCCCCCACCAAUGGUCCCUACAGAGUCAUCUGCCCCCACCAAUGGUCCCUACAGAGUCAUCUUCUGCCCCCCACCAAUGGUCCCUACAGAGUCAUCUUCUGCCCCCCACCAAUGGUCCCUACAGAGUCAUCUGCCCCCACCAAUGGUCCCUACAGAGUCAUCUUCUGCCCCCCCACCAGUGGUCCCUACAGAGUCAUCUUCUGCCCCCACCAAUGGUCCCUACAGAGUCAUCUUCUGCCCCCACCAAUGGUCCCUACAGAGUCAUCUGCCCCCACCAAUGGUCCCUACAGAGUCAUCUGCCCCCCACCAAUGGUCCCUACAGAGUCAUCUUCUGCCCCCACCAAUGGUCCCUACAGAGUCAUCUUCUGCCCCCCACCAAUGGUCCCUACAGAGUCAUCUUCUGCCCCCCACCAAUGGUCCCUACAGAGUCAUCUUCUCCCCCCACCAAUGGUCCCUACAGAGUCAUCUUCUGCCCCCCCACCAAUGGUUCCUACAGAGUCAUCUUCUGCCCCCACCAAUGGUCCCUACAGAGUCAUCUGCCCCCACCAAUGGUCCCUACAGAGUCAUCUUCUGCCCCCCACCAAUGGUCCCUACAGAGUCAUCUUCUGCCCCCCACCAAUGGUCCCUACAGAGUCAUCUUCUGCCCCCCACCAAUGGUCCCUACAGAGUCAUCUUCUCCCCCCACCAAUGGUCCCUACAGAGUCAUCUUCUGCCCCCCACCAAUGGUUCCUACAGAGUCAUCUUCUGCCCCCACCAAUGGUCCCUACAGAGUCAUCUGCCCCCACCAAUGGUCCCUACAGAGUCAUCUUCUGCCCCCCACCAAUGGUCCCUACAGAGUCAUCUUCUGCCCCCCACCAAUGGUCCCUACAGAGUCAUCUUCUGCCCCCCACCAAUGGUCCCUACAGAGUCAUCUUCUCCCCCCACCAAUGGUCCCUACAGAGUCAUCUUCUGCCCCCCCCCCCACCAAUGGUUCCUACAGAGUCAUCUUCUGCCCCCCACCAAUGGUCCCUACAGAGUCAUCUUCUCCCCCCACCAAUGGUCCCUACAGAGUCAUCUUCUGCCCCCCCACCAAUGGUUCCUACAGAGUCAUCUUCUGCCCCCACCAAUGGUCCCUACAGAGUCAUCUGCCCCCACCAAUGGUCCCUACAGAGUCAUCUUCUGCCCCCACCAAUGGUCCCUACAGAGUCAUCUUCUCCCCCCACCAAUGGUCCCUACAGAGUCAUCUUCUGCCCCCCCCACCAAUGGUUCCUACAGAGUCAUCUUCUGCCCCCCACCAAUGGUCCCUACAGAGUCAUCUUCUCCCCCCACCAAUGGUCCCUACAGAGUCAUCUUCUGCCCCCCCACCAAUGGUUCCUACAGAGUCAUCUUCUGCCCCCACCAAUGGUCCCUACAGAGUCAUCUGCCCCCACCAAUGGUCCCUACAGAGUCAUCUUCUGCCCCCCACCAAUGGUUGGUCAUCGUCGCCUCUGGUCAUUGUCGCGAAAUUAG
This is a messenger RNA of Procambarus clarkii (red swamp crayfish), 1566 nucleotides long. RefSeq lists its product as uncharacterized. Lineage: Eukaryota; Metazoa; Arthropoda; Malacostraca; Decapoda; Cambaridae. The record is from RefSeq and is a predicted model, not a curated record.